GCCCAGGUAGAAAAAAAUGGCAGCGGCGACAAUCUCGGUGGAGCAGGAUGAGUUGAUAUGUUCCGUGUGUCUGGAGCUGCUGAGGGAGCCGGUGACGCUGCCGUGCGGACACAGCUACUGCCUCACCUGCGUGCAAGACUACUGGAGCGGAAGCCGGCAGAAGGGCCAGUACACCUGUCCUCAGUGCAGGCAGGUGUUCAGCCCCAAACCUCCGCUCAACCGCAACCAGGUGCUGGGCGAGCUGCUGGACAAGUUGCAGCAAAGCGGACUCAAAGACGCGCCACUUCCCACUCGGGACGUGAAAUGCGGACUUUGUCCUUCAGGUGAGGAAAGCCGAGCCGUCAAGUCGUGCGUCACGUGCUCGGAGUUCUACUGCGCGGCUCACCUGAGGGCUCACGAGGGGCGCUUCCGUGGGCGGGGCCACAGCCUGGUCCCGCUCGUGGUGACACCACAGACAAGUGUUUGUAAAGAGAAGUUAUGUCCAUAUCACCACAAAGUAGUGAGGAGCUACUGCCGAGUGGACCAUGAGGGCGCCUGCUCGCGCUGUGUGAAAAGUCAACACAAAGGUCACGAGGUCGUGCAGCUGGUGGACGAGCGUGCAUCACAACAGAGAAAAUUACAAGAAGCAUCUUUGAAGUGUGAGCAGAACCUAAAAGAGUCUGAGAAGGAGCUGCGAUAUGCUGUCAGGUACAUCAAACACGCCACUGAGGCGGCGGUGGAGGAAAGUGAGAGAAUAUUCUCCAAGCUCAUCCGCGCCAUGGAGAAGCAGAGGGGUGACGUGAAGGAGAUGAUCCGAGGCCGUGAGCAAGCAGCCCUCGCUCAAACCGAGCAUCUCCUGGAGAAGGUGGAGAGAGAGAUGAUGGAGGUGAGGAGAGGAGAGGCGGAGCUCGAGAAGCUCUCUCGGCUGGACGACCACCUCCACUUCCUUCAGAAGUGCAGAGUUCUUCACUUCCCCACCAAGAAGGUGCAGAUUCCCAACACGGACACAUUCCCAUACUUGAUGUACAAAAGCAUCAGAGGAGGUUUGGCCGAGCUGAGGGACAGUCUGGACGAAAGUCUGCAGCGAGAGUUCAACAGAAUCUCAGACAAAGUGUCUUCACUGAAGGAAACCAGCAAUCCAAAUCCCUCAGAGAAGAUGAGAGUAACCAUCGAUGCUCACAUCCCGCAUGACUCGGAACCAAAGAGCAGAGAAGAAUUUCUGCAUUACGCGCAGGACUUAGAGCUGGACCCAAACACGGCCAACCCAUACCUCAGUUUGUCUGAAGACCACAGAAUGGCGACCACACGCUCCGAGCCCCAGCCGUACCCUCCGAACCCUGAGCGCUUCACCAGCUGGGCUCAGGUCCUGUGUCGGGCAGGCAUGGCGGGCCGCUGCUACUGGGAGGUGGAGUGGGCUGGUAAGGGCGGGACCUCAGUGGGCGUGUGCUACAGGAGCAUGGGCAGAAGCGGCAGUGGCAGCGACAGCAAACUGGGCCACAAUUCUAAAUCCUGGAGCCUGGACUGCACACACGGCGGGUGCACGUUUGGACACGACAAGCACAGCGUUGGCGUGGCCACCCUCGGCGGCAACAGGAUAGGAGUGUAUCUGAACUUUAGAGGCGGAGUCUUAUCCUUCUACAGCGUGAGUGACAGCAUGGUGCAUCUUCACAGCGUCCAGACCACCUUCAACCAGCCCGUCUAUCCUGGAUUUUGGGUGGGUUUAGGAUCUUCUUUGAAGCUCUGCUCCCUGUAGAGACUUACGGCAAUGUGAGGGACAUCCAAUUAGUUAACCUAAUUGUUUGUAAGUUAUCACAAAAGAAACGUAUUAUGAAUGCUGUCUUUCGAGGCCUAACAAGAGGAAGAAGGCUCGUGAAACGCCACUGUGAUUUCAACACGGACACAUGGCAGGAUCUGCUCAACUUCCAGAGGAACUCUCUUUGAAGUGUUAAACGAACUCUCUCUGAAGUAUUUCACAAACUCUCUUCCAACUAUUUGUUAACCGAGGUCAACGCUAUUUACGACCCGCUGCCCUCUUGAAGUUGCUGUGGUCAGGAGACGGGAGGGGUUAUCCAUUGUCCUCCAACACCUGCCCCAGCUGGAUCCGGGAAGAGCCCAAGCCCGAGAAAUCCUCUUCUUGGUCUUCAAAGCGACCGAAAACAAUGACUGUUUUACAUACUCCCCAUUCCUGCUGUGACAUGUGUUGGUGCGUGAACAUUGAACAUCUGAAUAAAAGAGGAGACGAAAACCUUCUUCGUCAGAGCGUGGUGC
Nerophis lumbriciformis (worm pipefish) is the source of this 2247-nucleotide messenger RNA. Lineage: Eukaryota; Metazoa; Chordata; Actinopteri; Syngnathiformes; Syngnathidae. The record is from RefSeq and is a predicted model, not a curated record.